Molecule: messenger RNA, 1362 nt
Organism: Striga hermonthica
Lineage: Eukaryota; Viridiplantae; Streptophyta; Magnoliopsida; Lamiales; Orobanchaceae
Source: the annotation of a GenBank genome assembly
AUGGCCACCCUCAUAACCAACCCUCAAAACCAAACCCAACCCUCCACCACCAAUACCACCACCACCACGAACUACCACACCCCGCUCGACCACCACCACGUCGCCGCCAUCACCGUCCCUUUCCCAGCCCAAGGCCACCUCAACCAACUCCUCCAACUCUCAUGCCUCGUCUCCUCCUACGGCAUCCCCGUCUACUACGUCGCCCCACCCGUCUUUUCCCGCCAAGCCCGUUCCCGAGCCAACGGCCUUAACCCCCUGGACCUCCAAAAAAUCCACUUCCACGACAUCCCUACUCCACACUUCGACUCCCCACCACCCAACCCCGACUCGCCCUACAAGUUCCCCACCCAACUCCAACCUGCUUGGUACGCCUCGCUAACUCUUCGCGAACCCUUCUCCGCCUUCUUGCUCAACUUGUGCAAAAAGUUCACACGCGUUGUCGUAAUCCACGACCCCAUGAUGGCUUUCGUCGUCCAAGACGUCGACUCGGUCCCCAACGCUGAGUCGUAUGUUUUCAAUUGCAUAAGCGCGGCCUCCCACAUCUCGUUCCUUUGGCCGGGCCUUGCCAAACCCGUCUCGAUCGAGUACCCAAAGGAGCUCCCGUUGUUCGACGGGUGCGUGCCGGAGGAGGUUAACCGCUUCGUGUCCCUCCAGACGGACCACUUUGACCGCCGGUCUGGAGACAUUCACAACACGUCCGAAGAGCGGCACGAGUGCUUGAGGUGGCUCGACCAGCACGAGCCCAAGUCGGUCGUGUACAUCUCGUUUGGCACCACGGUUUCCCUAACCGACGAGCAGUUGGGGGAGAUUGCGGUUGGGCUCGAGAGGAGCGGGGCGAAAUUCCUGUGGGUCGUCAGGGACGCCGACACGUGCGACGUGUUCGGCGGGUCGGGACGAAGGCCCAGCCCACCAGAGGGUUUCGAGGAGAGGGUUGAGGGGAGGGGGAUGGUGAUGAGGGGGUGGGCCCCGCAGCCUCGGAUACUGGCCCACGAAGCGGUGGGCGGGUUCGUGAGCCACUGCGGGUGGAACUCGUGCGUCGAGAGCUUCGUGGCGGGAGUGCCCGUGGCUGCGUGGCCCAUGCAUUCGGACCAGCCUGCAAACACGGCACUGUUGGUGAGGGUUUUGGGGAUGGGGAUUAUGGUCACGGAGUGGGCCGGACAGGCCACGCUGGUACGGGCCGGGGAUGUGGAGGAUGCAGUGAGGAGGUUGAUGGGGCCCGGGGAAGGGGAGAGGGUGCGGAGGAGAGCGGAGGAGGUCGGGAAGAUUGUUCGGGAAACGGUGAAGAAGGGCGGGUCGUCGAGGCUCGAGAUGGACUCUUUUAUUGCUCAUAUCAGCAGACAAGUAGAAGAAGGGAAUAGUUAA